Podarcis muralis (Common wall lizard) is the source of this 3271-nucleotide messenger RNA. The record is from RefSeq and is a predicted model, not a curated record. NCBI's taxonomy places the organism in Eukaryota, Metazoa, Chordata, Lepidosauria, Squamata, Lacertidae.
GAGCCAAGGCCUGCUUUACAAAACCUCAUAGCUAGGCAGGAAUUUGAAUCAGUUUUCUCUCUCUAAUCAAGUCAACCACUCCAUCACAUUACUGAGAAACAGAAAACUUCCUUCACACCUACCUGGCAAAAACCAACAUGCCCUACAGACAACGCAGCUGCCGCUAGGUAGGAGAACUGGAGAAGACACCUGCCGCUUCCUUUCUUGUUCCCUGAGGCACCUGCCCGCCCACGAGAUGAUGGGCCCCAGUUCACGUGCAGCAGGACAGGAAACCUUUAAUUUUCCACUCGCUUCCUGAGAGACACUGAGUCAGACUUUUGCGCGUGUCAUUUGACAAGCAACACAAAGCUUGGGAACUCCUGGAAUGUACGGGGACUAAAGUGGCAUCCAUACCGUGAGAACGUGCGGCGUUACAAGCCAAGUCAACAAAAGAGGGAUAAGAUGUAUUCUUCUCAUGCUCCCACUCUGCAGCCAUUGGAGCCAACAGUACCCAACCAGGAUUCUGUGGAGUGCCCGCUAUGGGGCGAAUCAUGGGUGGCAUGAACGCCGAGCAUGGGCAGUGGCCCUGGCAGGUAUCCCUGACCAGCAGCAGCGGCGGCCGUCACCUCUGCGGAGCGUCUCUCAUUGCCCCCCAGUGGCUAGUCACAGCGGCACAUUGCUUCCCUGCGAGGGGUGAAAUUGAAGACUACGAUGUCAUCCUGGGGGUCCAUCGGCUGAAUGACCCCCCAAACGACCUGCAAGUUAUGCAGGUGGAGCAAGUGAUUAAGCACCCUGACUACGUGGAAGAAGAAGGCUCUAAAGGGGACAUUGCCCUGGUGAAGCUCAAGAAGGCAGUGAACUACAGCCGAACAAUCCGGCCCAUCUGCCUGCCCGCCUCUUCUGUCGUCUUCCCGGCCGGCAUGAAAUGCACCGUCACCGGCUGGGGGAACGUGCUUGUAUCCACAAGCCUCCCCACACCCAAGACGCUGCAGCAGCUUGAAGUGCCCAUUAUUGGGAUAGACACUUGCAAGUGCCUGUACAGGCGAAACCCUGAUCCUGCGGAUCCCCUCACCGUCCACGACGACAUGAUCUGUGCUGGCUUUGCUGAGGGGAUGAAGGAUGCAUGCCAGGGUGACUCUGGAGGACCCCUUUCCUGUCGUAUUGGCAAUGCUUGGUUGCUGGCCGGAGUGGUGAGUUGGGGGGACGAAUGUGGAGCCCCCAACAGACCUGGUAUCUACAGCCGCAUCUCUACCUAUGCCGACUGGAUUCAGGCAAAUGUUCCAGAGGUGCAGCUCAGCCAAGUGACCUCCGAUGUGCAGCCCAUUUCAGAAGAGGGCAUGUGCUCUGACACUCCUGACACUAGCCGGCCUGGACCUUACGAUGACAUCCAGCCUCAGCCAGGCUGGUCCCGUCCCAUCAAGCCGACAAACCCUGCCUCGGGCAGCGCUGCAUCCUGGGCCUGCAUGUCCAGCCUGCCUCUUCUUGUCCUCUUCCUUCAGACCUUCCACUAUUUCUUAUGAAUCGUCCCUCCAGUGGGCCAAAUGACUGAUUGAUUAGCGGGGGGAGAGCAGUCCCUUCCUACUCCAUGCUCAAGUGGGUGGUCCCACUAUUUCACAUUCUGCCAUGCCAUGCCUCAGGUUUUUCCGCUUUGCUCUCUGGAAGCAUGUGAUGCUCUUGGUACGAUUACAAAACGGCAGCCUUGUUCUGGAGCAGAGGGUUUCGCCAAGCCACGAAGGUUCAGUCCAAUGUGCACUCGAGGUCUGCUUAGUAUAUAUACCUUAAAUUCCAGCUUGCUGUUUCGUUCUUCCCUUUUGUUCCCUUUGACAUGUUAAUUUAUGACACCCCCCCCCCCGGGCCUGCUGCUGGAGAACUUGCCCUGCCUCAGCACAAUUGCAGAAGCCAUGAAUGGCAACCACCUCUUUGUUGAGGGCAGACUCACAUUAAGUUGUCUUUGUCUCCUCAUCAUGCCAGGUCCUGAUCUGCUCUCUGGGUCUUGGUUCUCACUAAUCCUGGAUUUCACAGUUGUUACCAAUGUAUUCUUCACCCAAAUCCAUUUAUCUCGAUCUGCCUUCUGGUUAUCGCCCCUCAGCUUCCCUCCAACCUUUCCAGCCUCUAACAGGGUGCCUCCGUGGUUCUUUUUGCGGUCUUUGCUCCUGCUAACCAUUGCAGCUUCAAUCCUGAGAGGCUCCACACAGAUUCUACUGGCACACCAGUGGUUUUGCUGCCUGGUCUCAUCCUGGAAUGUGAGUUGGCUCCCUCUAAACCAAAUCAUUUAGCUGAACCCUACACCUGUUUCUUAGGGUCCAGUUCAAACCAUUGUCCAAUAUACCACUGAUUCCGAUACCUCAUGGAGUUGGGUAUAAACUAUACCCUCAAACACCCCCAUCUGUGGUGACAUGGGGGGACCCCCUCUCCAAGCUGGCCUACUGGCUGGAGGUAGUGUGGAGUGUCAUCUAGGGAGCCCAACCGACGCAGCCUUUGUGUUAAAGCCUCAGUAGUCCACUGUGAUUGGAUCAAGACCAGUGUUAAAGAAGUGAUACUCAGCGAUGUGUCUGUGGAAGCAGCAUCGGUCUCUAGGAGAUCUGUGACGCUCCAGGUGGCUUCAUGGCACCCAAUCUGCUUUUUGCUUCCUGGAUUCUUACGGCCCUUGACACGUGUGUUUGGGGGCAACUAAGACAUCAUGUUUUCCCGAUGCCUCCUUGAAGCUCAAGACUGAAAAGAUGGAGUGACGGGACCGAACCAUGUUUCUUAAUUAGCUGCCACAUUUUGACCCCUGGCUGGGGACUUGGUCAACUUUGUGUACUGACCGGACUGCAACUUCCCUUGACUGGCUUGGAUUCUUUGAAUGGUAACCUCACUUAUGUUUCUGUGCGUGAUCAAUGAAUCUCUCCACUGGUGGAGUGUGUGCAUGUGUGUGUGUGUAUGUAUGUGUGUGUGUGUGUGUGUGUGUGUGUGUGUGUGUGUAUAUAUAUAUGUGUGUGUGUGUGAUAAAAAGUUGCGGGAAACAUAAUCAGGGCAACAUUACUGCUAAAUGAAAUGUCCUGCCUUAGCUUGAAGAUUUAUUUAUGAUGCAGCAUGACUUGCAUGUGAGGCAGAAAUGGAAUGGGACUGCUUUACGUAAGUUUGCUGCUGCCGAAUCAGACAUAUUAUUGGUCUUCCCUGACAACCUGUAUUUGCACAUCUUUUAAAAAUAAGUAUGUAAGCAUCUAUUUGUUUAUUGGGAAGGAUGAGAAUCAGAUGUUGCUCUCACAAUGAAGGGUUUUUAAUAAAGCAAAUACUAAUUCUAAAGUGA